This is a messenger RNA of Racocetra fulgida, 189 nucleotides long. NCBI's taxonomy places the organism in Eukaryota, Fungi, Glomeromycota, Glomeromycetes, Diversisporales, Gigasporaceae. The record is from the annotation of a GenBank genome assembly.
UCCAACCAAGACCAAACAUCCUCUUCUGAACUUAAUGAAGAUGAUGAUGUUAUUAUGACAGAUUCAAAUGAUGAUUCUACUGUCAAUACAAAUGACCAAACUACUGAUAACAAAAACUCUAACCCCAACAAAAACUUACAACAAAACUCUCAACUCAUUUCUACUCUCUCAUAUAAUCCUUUUCAAUAA